AUGUCUGUAAAUGAUUCUCAUCAUUAUAAUGGUGUUGAUGAAAUAAACGUAAAGAGAAAGGUGGAGUCGACGAGAAGCAGAUAUAAACAGCAGGAGAAGACUAGCCACCGACAAGAAGAAGAACACAACUCACCAUCUUCGAUGAAUGUGUUUUGCAAAAUAGUGACCAUACUGUUGAUGAUUUACAUGACCAUUAUCAUGGUCUUGGUCUUGAUGGACACACUCUAUUCUAAUAACGUGCACACUAGUGGCCAUGAUGUGAAAUUAUUUCAUGAUAAUAAUUAUUUAAAUAAUGUUGAUGAAUCGGAGUUUGAUGUUCCAACUCUUGAGGAUGAACAGAUAUCAUUAUUAAAUAAUAGAAGAAAAUCACAGUUGGGAUCUAUGAGUAGAAAAACAAGAACAAUUAAUUCAAUGAGUCAUAAUUCACUGCACUGGAAGAAUUGUUCAUAUAAUUUGAAUUAUACAGAGACAACGAGAAGAAAUUCGGAUGAGUAUUAUAAUUAUUUCAAUGAUGGAAUGAUGGCUCCAGUGAUUGGUAAAAUAGAAUGUCAGGAAAUUAGGUUUUUUCAAAGUUAUUCAAACUUUAAAAUUUCUUUUUUUGGAAUGUUUUAUAGUAAGGUGGUUUCGUUUAUUGAUCAAGUGAAUAUGAAUUUAUUUACUCAGGAUAGCCAUUUAUUUUAUCCAAUUACGUCAACCUAUCAAGUAAUUACUGUGGAAGAGGACAAUUAUAUUAAUAUUUGUGGAGAUGUUUCAAAACUAGUUUCAAAAUUAACUAGAAAUGGACAAGAACACUUAUUACAUUUAUAUCCUAGUUUAAAUUUCACUUCAUGUGAAAAUUUAUUUUGUAAUGUGAAUGAAUCAUUGUAUGAUCCAUUCAAUUUGUAUUUUAGAGCUCAGAAUUAUUCACAAAUUUAUCAAAAUGCUGAACAGAGAACAUUCCUGUAUAGAGAUCUUCAUAUUUUAUCAAUUCUUACCAACAGAUGUCAAUAUUGUAAAUCAGAAUCUCAAUUUAGAACUCGAGUCCAAAAACAAGAAUGUCCAUUUAUGGUAAAUUAUCCAGCUCGUUCUGCAGAAAGAAAUUGCUUGGGGAAGAAUGGAUUCUCUGUAUUUUAUCCAUAUAUGUCUCUGGAUCAAUAUUUACAGACCACUGGUAAUCCAUUCAUGUGUUAUUGUUAUGAAAAUAACAUUUACUCAAGUAGAUGUGACAGUAUUCACAUAUUUAUCUAUCCAAUUUAUAGAGUAAUUAUGAAUCCAUAUUUAGAAUUGGGCAUUGAAAUUGUAUUAUUUAUUGUAAUUACUUUUGUACUUGUAUUACCAUUAGUGAGGGAUUUCGUUAGGAGAGGAAAAUAUGCUUUUAAAGAUUUUGAUAUGAUUUUGAGAGCUCUCUCAGUAAUUCCUUUCUGGAUCUUUAGACUUUCUUACUGUAUCAUUAAAUUGACAGAUGGAUUUUCAGAACCUGCACAAGAUGACAAGUCCAGUAGAUUUGUCAAAACCUUAAUUUCCAUAGCGAUGGACACUAUUGGAUUCGAUUAUGUUUUCAUUCCUCUGGUAAUCAAGUGGAAUCAAACCUAUCAAAAAAUCAAACUUUAUACCAAGCAAAAUGCAGAUUUGAGUAGAAAGAAAACCUAUUUGAGCUCAAUAAUCAUGCUCAUUUUCUACUAUACCAUUACAAUUGGAUGUGGAUUGGUAAUUAUAUUAAGUGCAAUUUUAUUGAACUAUAUACCUCAUAUAUUUGAUGAAGAUGGGUCAGGCGCUGAAGGGUUGAUUGUAAUGAUACUGGUCUUGAUUGCAACACCAAUCAUAAUUACAUUAAUGGGAUUCUUUGUCUUGUCUGUUCUCAUUCAAAGAAAAUUGAAACAAGCUUCAGAUGUCUCAUUUGUGAGCACUAAUUAUCUUGCCACUUCGAUUACUUAUGCAAUUGUUUCAAUGGCUCAAUUCAUUCCAACACUUAUCUCUGCAUUGACAUUAUAUUUUGGUUACGAUAGUAUUUUAGCAGCUCUGUACUUUUUCUCAUCCACUACAAUGCAAAUCACAACUGAUGCAUUGGAAAUUUAUGUGAUUUUCCUAUUGGCAGAUAAGAUUUCAUUGAAGGAAUUCUAUUAUGAUACCAUUUGGUUGAAAGUACUUUCUCCAAUAAUUGAAAAAUGUUUCAAGAAGAAAAUUACAGUGGUUGAAAAUGGAAAUUCGACCACAACCACUAGUGGAGAACCAUCUGAUGAACAAUAUUCUGGAGUUUAUUAUUCCAAAAUGGAAUAA
Molecule: messenger RNA, 2256 nt
Organism: Naegleria gruberi
Lineage: Eukaryota; Heterolobosea; Eutetramitea; Acrasida; Naegleriidae
Exons: 1
Coding region: 1-2256 (751 amino acids)
Source: RefSeq, a predicted model, not a curated record